ACCAAACUCCCUCCCCUUCACCCUUCCUUGCCUGGCUGGGAGAGGGGAGUUGGCCCUGCCAGGUACUCCUCCUUCCUCCUCCUCCUCCUUUUACCCUAUCUCUUUCCUCCCUUCCUCUCCUCCUUCAUCUUCUUCUCUUCCUCCUUCCGGUGAGUCUUCUUCCCAUUCUUCCUCCAAAGGGCUGAAGAGGGGCCGAAGCCCAACACACCUGGAGGCAGGGCCAAAGUGGGCCCAGGCCUCAUUCACUCCCAGGGAAAUUGUGAUUGUUGGCUGAGAAUUUUGGAGUAAAGCCGGUGGAGGACUUUCUUGGCCUUGAAAGAAGAGGAUCCAAUUGGCUUCUUCAUCCAUCAGUGGUUCCAACAUGGAGAGACCCAACUCAUCUGGACCUGAGGCCCAAAAUAACGGUACUGAAGUCCAGACUGAUGUCUCUGCAUUAUCAGGCACCACCCAGCACCUCCAGCAGAAGGAGAUCAAGCAGGAAGCAGAUGAAGCUGCAGCCUUGGAGGGUGCUGAAAUGAUGAUGUUGGCAAAUCCACAGUGGUUUAUUCCCCUUUGUGAUGGAGUGGAAGUGAAUCAGGUCCAAAUUAACUGCAUUGAAGUCCACCCUGAUCUCUCUGAAUCAGAGCAAUCUCCAUCAGACACCACCCAGAGUCUCCAGCAGAAGGAGCUCAAGCAGGAAGAAGAUGAAGCUGAAGCCUUGGAAGGGGCUGGAAUGAUGUGGCCAAAUCCACAGUGGUUUCCUCCCCUUUGUGAUGAAAUGGAACUGAAUGAGGGCCCAAUCGCCUUUGAGGAGGUGGCUGUCUAUUUCUCCCUGGAGGAGUGGGCUCUCCUGAGUCCUGAUGAGAAAAUCUUGCAUGUGCAAAUCAUGGAGGAGAUUCAUGGGAUGGUGGACUUUCUUGGAGAUAACUGGAAGAAGAGCAAUGUAUACACCAAACAGAGUAAGCAUUUUGAGCACAAUGGGGGCUUUCCUAGAUACCAGCAAAUCCACAGUGAAGACGGAGAUGCUGCCAAAGAAAGGCUAUACAAAUGCAAUGUAUGUGGACAACAUUUUAUCCAAAAUAUGGCACUUAUGCUUCACAGGACACUCCAUGCUGGGAAAAGCCAUCUUAAGGUAUCACCAAAAUAUGUUGCUAAUUACAAAUUGCCACAUCUGAGCCAAGAAGAAAUCUUUGAAGGAACUGAGGAUUUCAUUAUCCAGGAGUGUGGGGAAUCUUUUCUCCAGAGUUCACACAUGGUAGAACAUGAGUCAUUCCACACAGGAGAGAAGCCACACCAAUGCCAGGUGUGUGGAAAAUAUUUUGCUCACAGUUCAACCUUGGUAAGGCACAAAAGACUCCACACAGGAGAAAAGCCAUACCACUGCCAGGAGUGUGGGAAAUGUUUUACUCAGAGUUCAAUAUUGGUGAGGCACAAAAGACUUCACACAGGAGAGAAGCCAUACCAAUGCGAGCAGUGUGGGAAAUGUUUUACUUACAGUUCAGACUUGGUGAGCCACAAAAAACUCCACACAGGAGAGAAGCCAUACCAAUGCCAGGAGUGUGGGAAAUGUUUUACUUACAAUUCAGACUUGGUGAGCCACAAAAGACUCCACACAGGAGAGAAGCCAUACCUAUGCCAGGAGUGUGGGAAAUGUUUUACUUACAGUUCAGACUUGGUGAGGCACAAAAGACUCCACACAGGAGAGAAGCCAUACCAAUGCCAGGAGUGUGGGAAAUGCUUUGUUGAGAAAUCAGCCUUGGUGAGGCACGAAAGACUCCACACAGGAGAGAAGCCAUACCAAUGCCGGGAUUGUGGGAAAUGUUUCACUCAGAGUUCAAUAUUGGUGAGGCACAAAAGACUUCACACAGGAGAGAAGCCAUACCAAUGCCAGGAGUGUGGAAAAUGUUUUACUUCCAGUUCAGACUUGGUGAGCCACAAAAGACUCCACACAGGAGAAAAGCCAUACCAAUGCCAGGAGUGUGGAAAAUGUUUUGCUUCCUGUUCAGCCUUUGUGAACCAUAAAAGAGUCCACACAGGAGAGAGACCAUACCAAUGCCAAGAGUGUGGGAAAUGUUUUACUGACAGUUCAGACUUGGUGAGCCACGAAAGACUACACACAGCAGAAAAGCCAUACCAAUGCCAGGAGUGUGGGAAAGGUUUUGCUUCCCGUUCAGCCUUUGUGAGCCACAAAAGACUCCACACAGGAGAGAAACCAUAUCAAUGCCAGGAGUGUGGGAAAUGUUUCACUUCCAGUUCAGGCUUGGUGAGGCACAAAAGACUCCACACAGGAGAGAAGCCAUACCAAUGCCUGGAGUGUGGGAAAUGUUUUACUCAGAGUUCAAGCUUGACGAGCCACAAAAGACUCCACACAGGAGAGUACGCAUAACAAUGCCAGGAGUGUGGGACCUGUUUUUCCUGCUGUUCAGCCUUGGUGAGACACAAAGGACUUCAUAGAAUCAUAAAGUUGAAAGAGACCUCAUGGGCCAUUCUGUCCAACCUCCUGCCAAGAAGCAUAAAAAUCGCAUUAAAAGUACCCCCAACAGAUGGCCAUCCAGCCUCUGUUUAAAAGCCUCCAAAGGAGGAGCCUCCACCACACUCCGUGACAGAGAGGUCCACUGCCAAACAGCUCUCACAGCAGGAAGUUCUUCCUUGUGUUCAGGUGGAAUCUUCUUUCCUGUGGUUUGAAGCAGUUGUUCUUCAUCCUAGUCUCCAGGGCCGCAGAAAACGAACUUGCUCCCUCCUCACGUCUUUAUACGUGGCCAUCAUGUCUCCUCUCAGUCUUCUCUUUUGAAGGCUAAGCAUGUCCAGCUCUUUAAGCCACUUCUCAUAGGGUUUGUUCUCCAGAUCCUUGAUCAUUUUGAUCGCCCUCCAGCUUAUCAACUUCCACCUUCAAUUGUGGUGCCCAAAACCGGACACAGUAUUUCAGAUAUGGUCUGACGAAGGCAGAAUAGAGGGGUAAUAUGACUUCCCUGGAUCUAGACGCUGGACCUCUAUUUAUUCAAGCCAAAAUCCCAUUGGCUUUUUUGCCACCCUAUGAUAUUGUUGGCUCAUUGCUGUCCACAAGGACUCCAAUAAUUUUUUCACAUAUACUACUCUCAAGCCACACGUCUCCCAUUCUGUAUCUUUGCAUUUCAAUUUUUCUGCCUAAGUGGAGUAUCUUGCAUUUGUCAUUGUUGAACUUCAUUUUAUUAGUUUUGGCUAUUCCUCCCAAUUUGGUGUCAUCUGCAAACUUGAUGAUCAUGCCUUCUAACACUUCAUUUAAGUCAUUAAUAAAGAUGUUGAACAGGACCGGGCCCAGGACAGAACCCUGCUGAUGGCACUCCGCUCGUCACUUCUUUCCAGGAUGAAGAGGAAGCAUUGGUGAAGACUCUCUGGGUUCAUUUGCUUAACCAAUUACAGAUCCACCUAACCAUAGUUUUGCCUAGCCCACAUUGGACUAGUUUCCUUGCCAGAAGGUCAUGGGGGACCUUGUCGAAGGCCUUACUGAAAUCUGGAUAUGCUCCAUCCACGGCAUUCCCUGCAUCUACCCAGCUUGUAACUCUAUCAAAAAAAGAGAUCAGAUUAGUCAGGCAUGACUUGUUUUUGAUAAAUCCAUGUUGACUAUUAGCGAUGACCACAUUUGUUUCUAAGUGUUUGCAGACCACUUCCUUAACCAUCUUUUCCAAAAUUAUGCCUGGUAUUGACGUGAGGCUGACUGGACGGGAAUUGUUUGGAUCAUUCUUUUUUACCUUCUUGAAGUUAGGGACAACAUCUGCCCUCCUCCAAUCUGCUGAGACUUAUCCCAUUUUCCAAGAGCUCUCAAAGAUGAUCGGCAAUGACUUCUGCUAGGUCCUUCAAUACUCAAUACUCCGCACAGGAGAGAAGCCAUACCAAUGCCAGUAGUGUCGGAAAUGUCUUUUGAAUUCCUAAGUUGAAGUCCCCUUCUCUGGAGCGGCUGAAAGCAUGCUCCCUGUGGCAAUCCUUUAGAGGGUUAAAUACGAUUGAGAUGUCACUUAUGUUUCAAAACAUAUGUAAUUCCAUCAAUUAUUCUCUAGGCUUAGUUUCAAGCUCCUUUACCACCUUGUUUGUAAAUUUCCAGUUUGUGAGUCUUGUCUUUGAGCUGGGAUUCCAGAAUUGAACACAGUGCUUCUGUUGACGCCAAGGCAAAGGAAAAGAUGCUGGUAUGGUUAUUUCCCUUGAUCAUAUCUCUGGCUAGAAUUUGCUGUCUGUUUCCUUGCUCCUGGCACACAUACUUUUAAUCCUCAUUAAAUUGAAAAACACGAGUCUUGUUGUUAUUUUAGAGUCUAUUUAUUUAUUUACAUUAUUUAUAUUUUGUCCUUCUCACCCCAAAGGAGACUCAGGGCGAACCACAGAACACAUAUACGGCAAACAUUCGAUUCUGACUAUACAAUGACAUGACAGACAACAGAUAGAUGCAUAUUUAGGCUUCUUCUCAUCAUUCGGCAUCUUUUGGAGGCUGUGCUUGGUUCUGGCCACAGGGGGGUGUUGUCACUCCAUUUCCUUGCUGAACACCUCUUUGUUCGUAACUUGUUUCCAAAACGCCGUACCUAAGACACCCCCCCCCCCCCGCUCAAUGCGGUUGCAUUCAUCUACUCACAUUGCUGUAUUCACUCCGCUAGGUGGGUGGGGGAGCUGGGAUGAAGGUCAGGAGCUCACUCUGACCUGGCUUCGAACUUUCAAUUGGUAAGAUUUACUGCUUCUGCAGCUGCUGAUUAACCUGCUGUGCUAUAAACAGCCUAAUGUUAUUGUGACGAUGUGUAGAUUUUAUUCCUUUGGUUAUGUGUAGUUUGGACAGUGGUUUAGGGAUGGUAAGUAUGGGAGAUUAUAUUUUGUUAGAGAUGGUGGCUAGUGGCUUGAGCUGAGUUGCCAUAGCAACGGGGGCGGAGCCAACUAUCACUUCACGGCGCAGCUUUUUGAAAGUGGCAGUCUGUGGCCAGUGAGCUACAGGAAGGGACUGAUUUCUCUAGUGGGAGAAACAGGGAAUUUGUCAGUGGCCGGAGAGCUACUGAGAGAACACUGAAUCUUUUGGUGGAGAUUCAGGGAAUCAAUUGGUGACCAAGUAGUUGCAGAGAAGGACCCGGUUCAGGGGGUUGUUGAUUCUGAAUUAAGAAUCAAGGUUUGGCUGGGUUUAAGCCUGUUGUGCCAGCUGUGAAACCUUAUGAAGUGUUUGCCUGAGUUUACUCAUGAAACCUUUCCAAUGUAUCCAUCAAGAUUUGUGCCUCUUUUGAAGAACAGUUAUACAUUGUUAUACUCCUGUUAAAAUAAACUUGUUACUGUUUUCCUCAA
Molecule: messenger RNA, 5265 nt
Organism: Anolis sagrei ordinatus
Lineage: Eukaryota; Metazoa; Chordata; Lepidosauria; Squamata; Anolidae
Product: zinc finger protein 345-like
Biological process (GO): regulation of transcription by RNA polymerase II
Cellular component (GO): nucleoplasm
Molecular function (GO): DNA-binding transcription repressor activity, RNA polymerase II-specific; RNA polymerase II cis-regulatory region sequence-specific DNA binding
Source: RefSeq, a predicted model, not a curated record